Molecule: messenger RNA, 6529 nt
Organism: Pelodiscus sinensis (Chinese soft-shelled turtle)
Lineage: Eukaryota; Metazoa; Chordata; Testudines; Trionychidae
Source: RefSeq, a predicted model, not a curated record
CGGCUGAGCAGCCGCGUCCCGCCCUUCCCGCUGCCCCUGGAGCCCGCCACGCAGCAGCUCCUGUGGGCGGCCCUGAGCGCCCAGCCCGACCUCAGCUUCUACCUGCUGCCGCGGGAGCGGCCCCCGCUCCGCCUGCACGACCGGUAUGAAGAAAUAGAUCUUGAAACAGGAAUACUGGAGACUAAAAGAGACCCUGUCCCUCUAGAUGAUAUUUAUCCUGUCCAUAUGAUUUUGGAUAACAAGGAUGGUAUACAGGGUUCAUGCCAAUAUUUUAAGGAGAGACUAAAUUAUACUGAUCAAAUUAGGACCAAGGAUUUGCAGCCUUGUUAUACAUACACUGAAGCCUAUGAAAAGUGGGGGGAGAAACUAGUCAUCGUUGCUUCACAGGAUCUGCGCUAUAGGACCCUAAUUGGCUGGGAAGGAGAUCCAGAUUUAAAACUUCCAGACUUCUCCUACUGCAUUUUGGAGCGUUUAGGUCGUUCAAGAUGGCAAGGGGAACUUCAGAGAGACCUUCACAGUGGGGCUUUCAAGGUGGAUGCUGGUAAAAUUCAUUAUCACAGAAGAGUAUUAGACAGAAAUGGUCUCAUUUCAAUGCAGUCCCAUGUCAUAAGAUUACCGAGUGGAACUCAGCAACAUUCAAUUCUUCUGCUUUUGAACCGCUUUCAUGUUGACAGGAGAAGCAAAUAUGAUAUUCUUAUGGAGAAGCUCUCAAGUGUGCUGAGCACUCGACCAAACAAAAUGGACACUUUGGGGAACCUGAGGGAAGAACUGGGUCUGUGUGAAAGAACAUUCAAGCGUCUGUAUCAAUAUAUGAUGAAUGCUGGCCUGGCCAAAGUAUUAACUACCCCAUUACAGGACAUGAAUCCUGACGGUGGGCCCUAUAAGACAAAGAAAGGGACUGAUGUUAUGGUCCGAUGCCUCAAAUUAGUAAGGGAAUUUCGAAAGAAAAUGGAUGAUUAUCAUGAUGAUGAUGAGGAAGAGAUGAUCACCAAAGCUGUCCAGCCUGUAGAUAUUAUUUAUGAGAGGGAUAUGCUGACACAGGCUUAUGAGCUAAUUGAAAGUAGAGGAACCAAAGGUAUUUCUCAGGCAGAAAUUCGAUCGGCUAUGAAUGUGGGAAAGCUAGAAGCACGGAUGCUCUGUCGUCUUCUAGAGAGAUAUAAAGUUGUCAAGGGAUUUAUGGAAGAUGAAGGUCGGCAGCGAAUGACAAAAUAUAUUUCACACGUUUUUGCAGAAGAGAGUGAUUUAAACCGUCAGUUUGAGAGGGAGAAGGCCCGAAGUGAACAGUUAGCAACAGUCAGCUUGGCUCUAGUGCAUGAAGACUCCCUGCCUGAGGAAGAACUGUCUCCUGUAGAAGACGAUACUUUCCUCUCAGAGUCAGAUAAUGAAGAAGAGACAAAAUACAGUAAGAAACGGGAAAAGGGAGUGAAGGCCAACUCAGAUUCGCUGCUGAAAUUGAGCUUCAGAGAUGGCUCCAAUCAUUCAACACCAGCUAAAGGCUGCAAGUCCCAAACCACAAAGACCUCCAUAAAGAAGCUGCCUUCUCCCUGCCUGCUUGAAGAUCCUGACGAGCUCCCUGAUGGCUUUGCAGAGGAGGAUUCUAGUUUGGACACUCUAAAGCAGGAAUCGUAUCUCUCUCUAGCCUCCCAUUCCUUAAAUGAAGAUGGGGAUAUGGCUGUCAUUGAGGAGGUUAGACUUGAAGAUCCUAAGAAGAACUCUGAGCAAAAGAAGGAAAAGCGGUCCAGAACCACUGCAGUGGAGAGAUCUCAUGAAACAUACCGGCUACUAAAGCGCCGAAAUCUCAUCGUAGAAGCAGUCCGAAACCUCCGCUUAAUCGAAAGCUUGUUCACGCUUCAGAAAAUGAUCAUGGAUCAGGAGAAACAAGAAGGUGUUUCCACCAAAUGCUGCAAGAAGUCCAUAAUUCGACUGGUACACAAGCUUUCCCAAGAAGGGCUCCUCAGACUCUACCGCACAACAGUCAUUCAAGAUGGCAUUAGCAAAAAGGUAGAGUUUGUAGUUCAUCCUUCAGUGAAUCCUAAUGACCCCUUGGUGAAAAGUGCCAUUGAACAAGUGCGUUUCCGGAUCUCCAACUCAAGCACAGCAAACAGGAUUAAAGUUCCCCAGACACCAACAUCCCAAGAGCAUUUAGAAGAAGAUAGCCUGGGGCAAGAGUCUGCUGUAUCCGGGGAAAUGCAAGGAACCUCUCCUAAUGGUGAAAAUAAUGGGCAGGCAAGGAAAACUGAUGAGAAAAUGGGCAUAAUGCAGCUAAAAAAUUAUCACCCUGUUACAGUUCCAGGACUUGGGCGUUCCCUUGGUUUUCUUCCCAAAAUGCCUCGUUUAAGAAUGGUCCACAUUUUCCUCUGGUACUUAAUUUAUGGACAUCCUUUAAAUGGGCAGCGAAAGAAAGCAAGCUGUGAUGGUGAGAAAAGAGGAAGCUUGCAGGGACUGGACACACACACUGUUAUAACUCAGACCCAUCCAAGUGCAUCAGGAGACCAUGAGGCUGCAGCAGAAACAAAAUCAGAGUUUUCAGGUGCUGGAGUCCCAUGGGAAGCAAGACUGAAGGGAAAAACAACUGAGGAGAUGUAUGUGAAUGAUACUUCGUGGAUGCGCUUCGUCCCUCCUCUCCCAGCUCACAGGGAAUUUGGGUAUGGCUGGGCUCUUGUUAGUGACAUUCUUCUUUGCCUACCCCUCUCCGUCUUUGUCCAGAUCGUGCAAGUCAGCUACAAGGUGGAUGGUCUUGAAGAUUUUUUAAACAAUCCUCUUAAAAAACACAUACUGAUCAGAUUUCUUCCGAGGUCAGUCCGACAGCAGCUUCUUUAUAAAAGGAGAUACAUCUUUUCAGUGGUGGAAAACCUGCAGAGGUUAUGUUAUAUGGGGCUGCUGCAGUUUGGUCCAACCGAGAAAUUCCAAGAUAAAGAUCAGGUCUUCGUCUAUAUGAAGAGAAAUGCCAUGAUUAUUGAUACUACUAUCUGCGACCCUCACUAUAACCUGGCUCAAAGCAGCCGCCCAUUUGAAAGACGUUUAUAUGUUUUGAACACCAUGCAGGACGUAGAAAACUUUUGGUUUGAUUUGCAGUGUGUCUGCCUGAACACUCCAUUAGGAGUUGUCCGCCAUCCGCGUUCAAAAAGAAGUAUCCUUCAGGGUGAGGAGGCUGGCACCGUGCUGGAUGUGCAGAGGGAACAGGAGUCGGCAGUAGAUAAACACAACCUUGAGCGAAAGUGUGCAAUGCUGGAAUAUACCUCAGGAAGUCGAGAGGUGGUAGAUGAUGGAUCUAUUCCUGGGGAUGGGAUGGGAGCUGGAGGUCUGGAUUCCAGCUUUUAUGGACAUUUAAAACGCAAUUGGAUCUGGACAAGCUAUAUCCUUAAUAAAAAUAGGAAGGAAAAUACUGUUCCUGAAAAUGGACUUACAACGAGACUCCAGACUUUCUUAACAAAACACCCCCUUCCACUCAGUACUGGAGGCAAUAAAAUAAACAUUUUGGGAGAUGCGAAGGAAGGAUCAAAGUCCCCCGGGCAGAAGGAAGAGUGUAUUGAGAUUGGUAAAGAAGCAACAGAGGGCAGAACCAAGAGAGUGAAGGGUGGAAAAAGCCAGAAACGUAAGAGGCUGAAGAAAGACACUGGGAAGAAGACAAGGAAGAAAAAGAAAGCGGAGUCUGUAGAAAACAAUAAAAAGCUACGCUACCAUGAUGAGACUGAUCAGAGCGCCCUGCUGAGAAUGACGCGCCUGCGUGUCACCUGGACUGUGCAAGAAGACAGCCUGCUCAUGCUGUGUCGAAUUGCCAGUAACGUGCUAAACACAAAGGUGAAAGGACCGUUUGUUCCAUGGCAGGUUGUCCGAGAUAUCAUGCAUGCCAGCUUUGAAGAAUCUUUAGAUAAAACUUCUCUUUCUGUUGGCCGAAGAGCUCGCUACAUUGUCAAAAACCCGCAAACUUAUCUUAAUUAUAAAGUUUGCCUUGCUGAAGUGUACCAAGAUAAAGGUCUUAUUGAGGAUUUCAUGAAGAGGGAAAGUAACUACCAAGACCCACAGGUGUGUGCAAAAGAGUUUAAAGAGUUUGUGGAGAGACUUAAAGAGAAAUUCAGCUCAACCCUAGGGAAUCCCAAACUUGAAAUUCCAGAUUCACUGCAGGAGCUGUAUUGCAGGUUCAGAGUUUUGGCCAUUGGAGAGGACACAAAUCAAAGCAUCAAACAGGAUGCUCUCAACACUAUUUAUGAUAUUCACUUCCUGGUACUCCAGAACCUAAUUCAGAGCACGUUGGCACUUUCAGAUAAUCAAAUGAAGUCCUGCCAGUCAUUUCAGACUUUUCGACUGUACCGUGAGUACAGGGAUGACGUUCUUGUGAAGGCUUUUUUAGAAUGUCAGAAGAGAAGUUUGGUCAAUCGCCGUCGGGUUAAUCAUACCCUAGGUCCAAAGAAAAGCCGGGCAUUGCCCUUUGUGCCUAUGUCAUAUCAACUAUCUCAAAGCUACUACAGAGUCUUCAUAUGGCGGUUUCCCAGUACAAUUUGUACCGAAUCCUUCCAAUUCCUAGAGAAGCUCAAGGAAGCUGGAAAAUCAGAUGAGCCAGAUAACUUUUCAUUCAAGGAUCAAGAAGCCACAGAUUCAUCAGGCAUGCUAGCUUUUCCAAUGGACGGCCCAGGAGGUCAAUGUAUCGCAGUUCUUUCCCUGUUCUCCCUGGGUCUUAUUUCAGUGGAUGUAAGGAUCCCUGAGCAAAUAGUUGUGGUAGACAGCACGAUGGUGGAGAAUGAAGUCAUCAAAAGUUUGGGAAAAGAUGGUCUUGAGGAUGACGAUGACGACGAUGAUGACUUGGAUGAGAACUCUGGAAACAAACGGAAAAUAGAGGUAAAAGCUCGUCAAGCAUCUCAUACCAAUUACUUACUCAUGAGAGGAUAUUGCGCACCAGGAAUCGUCAGCACACGCAAUUUGAACCCCAACGACAAUAUUGUGGUCAAUUCUUGCCAAGUGAAACUCAAGCUGAGAUGUGUCCCAAUGCCAGGAAGGCUCAGUUCCCAAGUUCCUUCCGUAAUUGAUGACCUGGCUGUCGGAAUCUCCUGCCUUCCUAACGCUUUUACCAGGCUGCUCAAAGUCCAGGAAGCCACAUAUGACGCAGAUCAGUUUCUCCUCCGGUGUUCGGAGUAUUACAGGUAUAAUGCUAAAGAUGUGUCUGCGGCCCUGGAGAUUCGUAAUGCCAUUGAAGCAUCCUCCUACUUCGGGAUUGACAAGACAGAGCUGGGUAAACAAUUCCACUGCUAUGAAGAAGCUGACACUGAGCGCACCAGGAGUUUACAGCAGUAUAUUCAGGACCUCCUCAAGCUAGAAGAGGUGUUAGAAGUGGGAGGGAACACCAUCCGACUGGUUGCAAUGACGUUUGCCACGCACUGGCUCUUGCAUUCAGUGUGUCUGAAAAACAAAAGUGGUGGUGCUGAUCUGCAGGAUGAAGACUCCAUCACUCACUUUGAUUUGCUGCAGGCCUCUCAGCAACCAGGGCCAGAGAAAGAGUUGGAGUCUUCGAGGGAGGAGAGAGAGCCUGGAAAAGCCAUAAGACCUGUUGUCAGUGAUGAAGGACCCUCAAGAAAAAAAUUGAAGACUCUACAUGGUGAGCUUCAAGAUGGCACCGAUUCACCUCAGGACGUGAAGAGCUGUUCAGAAGCAGCAAGUUUAACUGAGCCCAUGCAGGUGAAAGAGGAGUUAAUUGCACGUGAAGGAACAGGUCCUUUCAAAGAGAAGACAGGAUACCACCCUGCGCAAGCACCAGAAUCUGUCACUGAUCAAGAACAAGAUAAAGCCACUUUCAAAGAGCAAGGGACUGCAGUAGAUGAUAGUGUUGCCGCUAAUGAAGAGGAAAAGCAGAUAUCUAGCUUUGAACAUACAAUGAAAGAUACAGCUUUGAACAUGUCUCCUGAAGAUGCAUCUCACCAUCAGGAUGAAAUCUGCAAAGAAGAUUCCAUGACGAAUCUAUCCCAGGAAGCACGGGAAAGAGCCUGUGAGAAGGUCUGUUUCAUUGGGAGGCCCUGGCGAAUUGUGGACGGGACGCUGAAUAAGCCAGUGUGUAAGGGAAUGAUGGAAGCUGUGCUCUAUCACAUCAUGACCAAGCCUGGCAUAACAGAAAACACCUUGAUGCAACAUUAUGUGGGGGUUCUUCAGCCUGUUUCUGUCUUGGAGAUAUUACAGGGGCUGGAAGCACUUGGUUGCAUCAGAAGAUUCUUCAUGAAAAAGCCCUUGUCAGUCUCUCUUUUCUCUCGGCCUGUUGCUGAAGAGCUAACUGACUCCAAACUGAGUGAGACUCUAACAGUAUUUUAUGAGCCCACCAUAGACUGUGCUCUGAGAAUGGGCAGAGUAUUCCCAUACGAAGUCAACUGGAAUAAAUGGGUGCAGAUGAUCCAUUUAUAAGAGAUGGCAUGGUGCGUCAUGCCAGCUUGGCCAUCCUUUAUUGGUGAAUGCUAAUGGAGGUGAAACUUCUGGUGUCCCCCGUAACUUGUGUUCUGUCAUUUUGUAAUGUUUUGUUAAAUAAAUUUUUAUUUCUGCUUGGGAAUUA